GUCUUCACCACUAUGCAACGACAACGCUGCUAUGAAAAUCUUCUUGAUUCUCUUAUUUACCGGCUUCAGAUUGGGUGGCGGCAAACGUUCUUUUUCCGAUGAUGGCAACGUGUUACAUAUCGGCGGCAUUUUCCCCAUUGCCGGCGAGGGCGGCUGGCAGGGCGGCCAGGCAUGUAUGCCGGCCGCCCAUCUCGCUCUUGAAGAUGUCAACGCCAGAAAAGAUCUGCUUCCGGGAUACGUCCUCAAAUUGCACAGCAACGAUAGCGAGUGCGAGCCGGGACUGGGAGCCAGCGUCAUGUAUAAUCUGCUCUACAACCAACCAACGAAGCUCAUGUUGUUAGCGGGUUGCAGCACUGUUUGUACGACGGUAGCUGAGGCAGCGAAGAUGUGGAACCUCGUCGUGCUCUGUUACGGAGCGAGUUCGCCCGCCCUUUCCGACCGAAACCGCUUUCCGACCCUCUUCCGUACCCACCCCUCGGCCACGGUGCACAACCCGACAAGAAUAAAAUUAAUGAAAAAGUUCGGCUGGUCCAGGGUGGCAAUUCUUCAACAGGCGGAGGAAGUUUUCAUAUCUACGGUCGAAGAUCUAGAGCGGCGGUGCACAGAGGCGGGCAUCGAAAUAGUAACCAGACAGUCUUUUCUUUCGGAUCCGACGGACGCCGUGAGAAAUCUCAGGAGGCAGGACUCGAGGGUCAUCGUUGGACUUUUUUACGUUGUGGCAGCAAGGCGGGUGUUAUGUGAACUGUAUAAACAAAACCUUUACGGGAAGCAGUAUACUUGGUUUUUUAUAGGUUGGUAUGAAGACAAUUGGUUCGAAGUAGUCAUUGAGAAGGAGGGAAUCGAGUGCACGGUGGAGCAAAUGAGGCAAGCAGCUGAAGGGCAUAUCACCACAGAAGCCCUCAUGUGGAACCAGAACUUAAACGAACGGACGAUAUCUGGAAUGACGUCUGAGGAUUUUAGAUUGAAACUGAAUGACGUGUUGAGAAGUGAGGGCUACGAUAUCGCAAAUCAGAGGUAUCCAGAAGGUUAUCAGGAAGCGCCGUUGGCUUAUGAUGCAGUUUGGAGCGUGGCAUUAGCUUUCAACAAAACAAUGGACAGACUUCAUAAGUUUGGAAAGAGUUUGAAAGACUUUAAUUACAACAACAAAGAGAUUGCAGACGACAUCUAUUCAGCAAUAAACUCUACGCAGUUCUUGGGAGUAUCGGGUUUUGUGGCUUUCAGCUCUCAAGGUGAUCGAAUAGCAUUAACCCAGAUUGAACAAGUUAUUAACGGAAGUUACGCCGUGCUGGGAUAUUACGACACACAGGCUGAUAAUCUCACAUGGUUCGAUAGGGAAGUGUGGAGCGGUGGAAAAGUGCCUCAAGAUCGGACCAUCAUCAGACGAGUAUUGAGAACUCUAUCUUUGCCUUUGUUUAUUUGUAUGUGUAUCAUUUCGAGCGUUGGAAUCAUAGUAGCGGGUGUUUUGAUAGGUUUCAAUAUUUGGAACAAACACAGACGGGUUAUUCAGUCAUCUCAUCCAGUGUGCAAUACGAUCAUGCUUUUUGGUAUUAUCGUCUGUUUAACGGCUGUGUUUAUCCUCGGAUUGGACGGUAGGUUCGUACACCCUGCUGCUUAUCCUGCGUUAUGUCAAACUAGAGCCUGGCUCUUAUCGACUGGAUUCACGUUAUCAUUCGGAGCGAUGUUCAGCAAAGUUUGGAGGGUACACAGGCUCACAACCAAAGCGAAAAGUGAUCCAAAAGUGCGGAUGAAAAAGGUACAACCCUGGAAACUAUACUCGAUGGUAUCGGGGCUGCUGGCUGUAGACUUCAUUAUCAUGUUAGCCUGGCAGCUGCUGGAUCCUCUUCAGCGACGCAUAGAGUUGUUUCCUUUGGAGGCUCCCCUUUCGUCAUUGGACGAUGCCAUGAUAAGGCCGGAACUGGAACACUGCGAGAGCCGCAACAAUAACGUGUGGCUGUCUCUGAUGUACGCUUACAAAGGCCUAGUUUUGAUAUUUGGCCUGUUUCUUGCCUACGAAACAAGAUCUCUGAAAGUGAAACAAAUAAAUGAUUCAAGGUACGUGGGAAUGAGUAUUUACAACGUUGUGAUACUGUGCCUCAUUACUGCCCCGGUGACUAUGGUGAUUGCCAGCCAACAAGACGCGAGUUACGCCUUCGUCGCACUUGCGAUCGUUUUUUGCUGUUUUCUCAGUAUGGCUCUCAUUUUCGUGCCUAAAGUAAUCGAAGUCAUGAAACACCCUAGGGAUAAGGCUGAGAGUAAAUAUAAUCCAGAUGUUGGUGUUUCUAAAGAAGACGAAGAGAGAUAUCAGAAACUGCUGAGUGAAAAUGAAGAUCUGCUUCGGCUGAUAGCGCAGAAAGAAGAAAAAAUAAAUCUACUCAAAAAUAGGCUGGCAGAAAAAGAAGUCGGAAAGGGUGGACUAACGCCAUCUAGCAUCACUCAAGAUACUAAAGACGAAAGAAUAUAGUCCACCAGUAUCAAAUAACGGAUUGAUUCGUUGGUAGGUAUAGGUAGAUGUCAAGAAGACAGACUUUCAUGAUAUCUAGCUGAUUUUAUAUUUAUACAUGAAACAUCGAUGAUUUCGCUCGUUAAUGCUGAUUUCAUGAAUCUCUGUAGUCCACAGUUGAAAAUGAAUUUUAUUUUAAUCUAUAAUAUAAGAGACAAUAUGAAAAUGAUGAAUCGAUGAAUAGUUACUGCUGUGACAUUUUCCAAAGGAAAAGUAAACUGCUUCACGGCAGAAUUUUAAGUCAAUUCUAUUAAAUAUGUAGCCAGAAAAUGUGUUGACGUUGUUAUAUUUAUAAUAUAAGACGAAUUUAUUUUUUUGGAAUAUAAUUAUAGAUGUACUCAAAUAGAAUGUGAAUAAGUAUCUAGUUAAGUCAACGGCUUCCUAGAUUCCUUUCUUAAUUCAUCACUUCACUCAUUUGUUCAAAGGACGGUGUCGCGCCCUCUUGAUUCAGUAAUCAGAAUUUCAAAUCUCAUGAAAUGAUUGAUGUGUGAGUACCGGGAUAAUGAGGUGUUUAGGAACAGGAAUUUGUUUUAAAAUAUUGGUAAAUUUCGAAUUGUACUAGAAAUAAUAGUAUGAUGCCGUUUUGUUCCUUGUUCCUUCUGGGCCUUCAGAGAAUAGAAUAGAUCAUAAUUUAAAUUGAGUUUCAUAGGUAUUACAUGGUGCUAAUUUCAGUUUCUCAUGCAUACAACCUUCAAACUUAUCUGCCAACGGACACAAGCUUGACAAAAAAAGAAAAAUUAAUUUUUUCAAUAAGACGCUGUCUACAUUUCAUAUUGAGAUAAUACAGAGAUGAUUGGAAAACAAAAAAACUGUUCCAUCUCAUUGAAAAUUAAAUAGUUCAGCGAUAAAACCAUUGAAAUUUUUUGAAAAAGCAACAAACAUACAUAAUUAUAAACGCUGAAGCAUCCCUCAGUAAAUGAGAAACAUAUAUCAUCACGAAAUUGAAAAUGAAGAUGAGUUACAUCGAAAGAAAUGAAGUGGAAAAAUAUAUUCAUGAACUCAAAAUGAAAAAUAUUGAACAUCACAUCAUUUACUGAUCGGUUAAACUAAAAAAAAAGAAACUCCUGAAAGUAUUACAUAAUAAUAAUAAUGUUCUUGUAGAUAAAAAAAUAUCAUUCCAUAUAAAUAUUUUGAAAUAAUUUUUAGAAAACAAGAAAGAAGGCAUGGUAUUUCUGGGAUUGUUCACUUUUCAGCAAGUAUGACAUUAGAUUAUUUCCAUUUGACAGUCACAUCCCAUUAUUGAUAAUUUUUUUUCAAAUUUUCUCAUAUCAUUUAAUAGCUAAAUAAUCAUUUCUACAGGGCGUUCCAAGGAAAACUCGACCUUCCCUGUAAGUCAGAAACGGACAUGUAGUCAUACCUGAAAUUCCACCCCCCUGCGGUCAACAACUACACCCCUGUUUCUCAAUGACAUGGGGGAUUGAGUGAUACAUCAUUUGAAAGGUCUUUUGUUUCUCUAUUACCUUGACCUUCCCUGUAAGUCAGAAACGGGCAUGUCAUACCCGAAAUUCCAUCCCCCUGCGGUCAACAACACUACACCCCUGUUUUUCAAUGACAUGGGGGAUCGAGUGAUACAUCAUUUGAAAAGUCUUUUGUUCCUCUAUAACCUUUGUGAUACUUCUCUAAAUUGGUUCAUUCGUUAUUGAGAAAUUAAAUGUUGCAAGUUUUAUUUCA
Messenger RNA from Leptinotarsa decemlineata (Colorado potato beetle), 4171 nucleotides. RefSeq names its product gamma-aminobutyric acid type B receptor subunit 1 (gene GABA-B-R1). The record is from RefSeq and is a predicted model, not a curated record. Lineage: Eukaryota; Metazoa; Arthropoda; Insecta; Coleoptera; Chrysomelidae. Gene Ontology annotation, molecular function: G protein-coupled GABA receptor activity. Gene Ontology annotation, biological process: G protein-coupled receptor signaling pathway; gamma-aminobutyric acid signaling pathway. Gene Ontology annotation, cellular component: G protein-coupled receptor heterodimeric complex; membrane.